Molecule: messenger RNA, 1566 nt
Organism: Podospora anserina S mat+
Lineage: Eukaryota; Fungi; Ascomycota; Sordariomycetes; Sordariales; Podosporaceae
Exons: 2
Coding region: 1-1566 (521 amino acids)
Cellular component (GO): plasma membrane
Source: RefSeq, a predicted model, not a curated record
AUGGCUUCCACUCGCUCAUCUUCUGGCCUGCGGGCUGUGUCUCUCUUUUGCCUUAUUGCCGCUUCUCAGGCCGUCCCUCACGGCAAUGUCUUCAAACGCCAGGGCACUUCGUCAACCCGCAAUGGAUGCUUCGUCAGCAACGUCAAUGGCCAACGUCUUCUGUCCGCCUCUACCUACGCCAGUGAUGCCAUGACCGUCGAGAGCUGUGCGUCCUUCUGCUUUAGGCACAAGUACUUUGCCCUCGAAUUUGGCCGUGAGUGCUACUGCGGAAACUCCUACACUGCCCAGCCCGUCAGUGAUACCCAGUGCUCUAUGCAGUGCGCUGGCAACCCAGCACAGAAUUGUGGCGCCGGUAACCGUGUCGACCUCUACACCAACGGACUCUACGUUCCCCGAGCCCCCGCCACCCUGAGCACACCUUACCUCGGUUGCUUUGUUGACGAGGGACCCCGUGUGCUCCCUAACAACCUCCUGGGCGCGAGUGAUAUGACAGCUGAGAAGUGUGCUGCCCACUGUUCCAACUAUUCUUACUUUGGUCUCGAGUAUGGCAGAGAGUGCUGGUGUGGAAACUCCAAGCCAAAGAACCCUGCCCUUGAAAUAGAUUGCUCAUUCCCUUGCUCCGGAGACGACUCUCAGCUCUGCGGUGCCGGCGGCCGGAUCAAUGUCUGGGGAUCCCCUCUUCCUUCCCCUGAAAAUGUUGGCGACUUCGAAUACGCUGGCUGCUUCACCGAUGCCGUUGGUCAGCGUUCGCUCAGAGGCAAGACCACCUACGACUCACAGAUGACCUUGGAGAAGUGCGCGGCCUCCUGCUCCGGAUACGAUUACUUUGGCGUCUCAUUUGCGGAAGAAUGCUACUGCGGUGACACACUGGAGCCAACAGCCGAGGAGGUUCCCCAGGCCGAGUGCGCGAUGCGUUGCGCCGGCAACUACAACCAGGUCUGCGGCGACGCCAACAGGUUGAACGUCUACUCUAACGCCCAGUGUCUCCCGGAUCCGGAAAGCCCGCUCAGCGUCACCGGCUUCAACUACCAGGCCUGCUGGACCGAUCAGGUUGGCGACCGCUCCCUUCGCGAUGUCGUGGAGCGUAGCGACAACAUGACAGUCGAGACAUGCGCCGCCAUUUGCAAGGACUUCAACUUCUUUGGUGUCGAGUUCGGCAGGGAAUGCUUCUGUGGCAACACCCUCUACGGAGAGGUGGCACCUGCUAGCGAUUGCACUUUCCGGUGCGCCGGUGACUCGACACAGCUCUGCGGUGCUGUUGACCGGUUGAACCUGUACUAUGCCACUGUUCCCCCAACCACGACAUCGGCUGUUGCCACACCUACUCCUACACCUACCCUCCCUGCUGAGGAAGAGGACGAUGGGGAGCCCACUGCUACCACUGAGACCCCAACUCCCACUUCCACUCUCCCCGGCGGUGACGAGGAGGAUGAGGAGCCCACACCUGUGUCCACUGCCGUGGAUGCUGAGCCCACUGACACCGACGUGGAGGAUGAGCCUCCCGUUGAGACUGACGUGGAAGACGAAGAGGACGAUGAGGCUCUUCCCACUCCUACUCCCAACUAA